CACCUCAGUUCAUCACGAGCAGACAUUGGUGGUGUUAGGGCCGCGAAGAUCUAUGGGUCCUCAUGAGCCCUGGGUUAGGCCUGUGUAGGUAUCACAGGCGUGGCAGCUGGCCGGUCUUCCUCAUGAAGGCACAGGGUACACUGUUCGGACAGCCGUGGCUGGAGAGAAGAGACGGACUUUUUCUCUUACGGUUGUUGGUGGGUCAGGGAACCCCGGACCUGCCCCGCUCCUCGGCUCUAAGGCUUUUCAUCACUAGUUGGCUUCUGUUUGGCAUCGUUAUCACCGUUGGUUACACCAGCAACCUUACGGCGCUCCUCACCAGCCCAGCAUACCAGCCUCGCAUCCACAAUCUUUUCCAGCUGACGGAGAGUGAUUUAAGAAUAGCAAUCCUUGACACUGGCAAUAUCCUGCACACAAAGCUGAAAAAUUCACAAGAUACUCUAGUAAAAAAAAUUAAAGAUAAAAUGGACCUGGUGCCUGAUACGGAGGGAAUGGUGACACUCCUGCAAGGCGGCACUCACGGCAUGAUAGCAGGCGACAGGUUCGGCCAGUCACUUCUGUACCAUGUGUUCCAGGUACACAACUGGUACAUGGUGGAGGAGGGGCUGUUCCCGUCCUAUGCUGUGUGGUACUUCCCGCAACACACUCCAUGGAGGGCCAGUUUCAGCAGAGGCAUCAGACACCUGCAGGCUGCUGGGAUGCUACAGUACUGGCAGAAGGAAGAAAUGCACACAAGAGGUGGCAGUGCUAUGGAGUCCAGCAGACCCUUCCUUCCACUCUCACUGCAUCACCUUCAAGGCGCCUUCUUCUUCAUAGUCCUUGGAUGGAUAACUGGCGGGAUUGUGCUUCUACUGGAAAUGCUGUGCCACCAAUGUUCAGUGACUGGUCUUGUGUAGAGGAGCAGCACAGCAUGGAAGGUCCAAAUACCUUUUGUUGGCCACCUCUCCAUCAUGUAUAGCACAAGAACAGGCUGUGUAAAACUAGGGUUUGGAAGGUUUAUGUCAACAGAGAGAUGCAGAGUAGUUUCACUGUGAAGGCAGAGGCAGAAGCAGAUCUAAGAUUUGCCAUUGGUGUGGGGUGAGUGUUAUGAUGCAGGAGGAAGGGUGGGGUGUCCAUGGGGAGAUCUUCCAUGUGUAUUAUGAUGAUAGCAAGGCAUGACAAUAUGUAAUCCUGGAAGCAGUACAUAACUAUCUUAUGUAAUGAAUAUG
Molecule: messenger RNA, 1208 nt
Organism: Portunus trituberculatus (swimming crab)
Lineage: Eukaryota; Metazoa; Arthropoda; Malacostraca; Decapoda; Portunidae
Product: ionotropic receptor 40a-like
Exons: 5
Coding region: 63-896 (277 amino acids)
Cellular component (GO): membrane
Molecular function (GO): ligand-gated monoatomic ion channel activity
Source: RefSeq, a predicted model, not a curated record